Cantharellus anzutake is the source of this 2104-nucleotide messenger RNA. RefSeq lists its product as uncharacterized. Bases 36 to 1610 code for a protein of 524 amino acids. Lineage: Eukaryota; Fungi; Basidiomycota; Agaricomycetes; Cantharellales; Hydnaceae. The record is from RefSeq and is a predicted model, not a curated record. The transcript is spliced from 2 exons.
CAAAAUAUUUCUUUUGGCUCCCUACGCUGAUCCCCAUGGCGAACAUUCAGACUUCAGUGCUCGACGCGGUUAAACCGCCAUCGUACCAUUCCCUGCGGGUCGCUGCGUUCUCGUUCGCCUUGUCAUCAUGGGUUGAGGGUUAUUCCAUGUUACGAUACUCUGUUUCUGCUGCAUCGGCUCCAGAAACACAAUUAUUGGCGAUCUUGAAUGCCGUGGAUAGCGAUGAGGGCGAAGGCGAAGCUAGCUCCGGGUAUUGGUUCUCCCAAUGGUUACAUCGAAAAGGUAGAAGAAUGGAUGACGUUGAAAGACGGGCUUUAGGCAUCAUUGACAUCACGACCGCCGUGGGCGCCCUUCGUUCCCUACAGAGCAAACCCGUAUUGCCAUUCCUCCUCACUCCUCUAUUGACCACUAUUCCGUUACCAAGGCCUUCCGACAUGCGAAAUUGCCGUUGGACCAGAGUUCUUUUAUUGUGCUUCCUCCUCUGCUUAUUGAGGGAGCUCGAAAGGGUGAUUGUUGCGUGCUGCGUGGCUUAUUACCGUAAAUACCGGGACGCCAAGGAUGGCGUAUAUUCAGGCCCCGUCAUCGUCAGAGGUAUUCGACUUCCGAGGCCGCCCCCAUCAUCAAGUUCAAUAUACGAUGAUGCUGAAGACCAGCUGGACUGCAUGAUUUGUUCUGGGCAGAAUGACAUGUCACAGUCUGUCACAAGUCUUUCGUCCGUGAUGAGUGAUUCAGAAGCACAAGGACCACCACCGUCGACGACCGUGUCUAUGACUGCCGGAGAGAACCUCGGCCCGCUCGAGGCAUUUUGUACUGUUGCCCCAACGAAACAUGUCGCCCAUCGUGAAUGCUUUCUGAGGUGGCACUCAGCAUACCAAGCGCAAAGUCGACCUAGGAUCCCUGAUAUAGUGAUGCUAACUUCGAGAGCGCUCUCCACUGCAAGAGACGCCCGGGGGGGCUCGAAUAUACCAGAUGAGAUGGACAUGAGACGCGCUCGGGCACUCCUCCGUUCUGUUGGAUUUCUGUACCUUAUAGGGAUGCUGCGGCCCAAUACGGGUUCCUCGACUUUUUCACCUCCUCGCUCGCUAUCCCCCCUCUCCCCUCUCCUCGCUUCGGAACGCGGGGAUGCGACGUCGCCAUUUAUCCCUACGUUUACUCUUCACCCCCAUCAAUCGACCAAGGGCCCAUCCACAUCCUUAGAUCCUGCGUGGUCAGGACAGCCAAGUUCCUCUCGCGCUCGCCUCAACUCACGGCAAAACUCCUCGUCAACGCAAGAUCAUAUCCCGCCACGCUGCCUUGCGACCCUCCGAACGGAAUGUCCGCCAUGCCCUGGCUGCCGCUCAGCGGUUGAGAUGCACUUCUGUGCUGUCUCUCACAUGCGUGAUGAUAACCCCUCUCAACGGCAUAAAGGAUGGAUAACUCCUGGAUCCCCCUUAUCCCGAUUCAUUUGCCACUGUCGUACGGCUAUGAGGCACUUUGCACAUGAAGCAAGUGCCUUAAUUACUGGGAGGACUAUUGGCGCGUCACUGAGCACACAACUCUCCUUCUUGUUGACGAUAUGGUCCAUGACACGAGCAAGGGAUAAGACAAUUAAGCCUCGAGAAGUGCGGUAACUCGCUGGCGCUCGCACUACCCAACGUCCCAGCGCGCUGCUUUGAUUCAUUGGGAAGGGGCUUGGAGAAUUGCCACUGUGCACGGAAGGUGCACCGACCCGAAAUAUUAUGCGGGGGAAACUCGUCCCGACGCGUCGGCAAACUAGCGAACCACGAGCAGUAACGUUAGUGCAUUUCAAACAGUGGUCAAGUUCAGAAAGUCUCAUUGUGAAGAGACUGUCGAAAACAGAAGGUAUUUUGGACCGGUAUAACAAAUUCGAGUUGAGCGCAUCAACCUCAAUCAUCGCUUGAUCGCACAAUUUCAAUAAUAUUGUGUAGAUGUACAAUACGCGCCUAAAGUGCGGUGUGGCGGUUCAUUCAAUUGAGGUGCUUGUGCUUGCCCUGUGCUUGCUCAUAUUACCUGUUUGAUGACAGAUUGGUAGUAAUACAAGAAUUUUGUGUCAAAGCCAGAUAAUGUAUUCGGCAGGAAAAUGAUAUAUAUCCUAACUGUUGAC